AUGUCAUCCUCAAUGACGAGUGGCAACUCUUCGGAUUCGUCGUCCUUCAUUGAUUAUGCUUCUCUUUUUCAUCAUCAAUGUAUGCUCGCCCAGGAAAUUCCUCCACUCCAACAACAACCACAAAACUUCUCCUCCGAUUCUAAUUUCCAACCACAAUAUUUCACACCACCAACUUCUGACCCAACCACCACCACUACUACAACGACUUCCUUCUUAUUGGAUGAUCCUCUUUCCCAAAAUUUUUCCAUCUCUUCUCAUCAUCCUCAUGAAUUUCUUCGAAUCGGAGAUUGUAUUUCACUGUGCACUGAUUUAUCAUCGGGAGGAACCUCCGCAGCUGGUUUUUUGAGUGUGGAUGGAAUUAAUUUAACUUGUUCGGAAUCCAUCAAGGGAAAUAAGCAAUAUGUUCGAUGUGGAUUGAUUGAAGCAACUCCAUAUGGAUCCUCUCGAAACAAUAUUACAUCGAGCAACACUUCAAAUUCGUCUUCUUCCUCGUUUCAACAACAAAACGGCAACUCACAAUUCUUUGUUCCAAAUUUUGAGCAAUGUGUCUUUCAAAUUUGUCAUCCGAAAAGUUAUUCAGCACGAAAAGGUUUCUAUCAAUUCAAAGAAAAUUUAGAAAUUAAAUUAGCUUUAGGAAAAAAGAAACCACACAACGAUGCAUCGAAUUCGUCUGAAAUUUCUUCACAACUUCAUCAAUUGGAACAACGUAUGGAACGUGAAGUUCAACAAAACAAAUUGGAAGCUGAGAGGAAUUUAGGUCGACCAGUUCUGUACGGACAAGCUGUACAAUUAUUUCACAUGCAGACCCAGAGCUAUUUAACAGUGGCGAGAGAGUCUGCAGAAAUGCAAAAAGAUUGCAUGAGACUUGGAUUAGAUAAGGAAGGUUCUCCUUACUCGUAUUUUGAAAUUUUGCCUUACUCAAGUUUUCAAAAGGAUGGAGAGAAUGUAAAACUCUCGGAUCAAAUUCGUCUGUUUAACAGAAAAUCAAAUCAAUUUAUUCACUUGUCCUAUUAUAGAUUCAACAUGAGUGACGAGGAAUCGGGUGUGAUUCAUCAUCACCACCAAAAUGAAACUGUUUCAUAUUCAGAAAUUGCUUUAGCAGCUGUCAAGUCAUCGAAAAAUAAGAACAAGUAUUCGUAUGAUACUCGCAGAGAAGUGAAUGUUUCGAAUAGUACCGCUUUCACAAGAUGGAGAUUGAGAUUAUUCUCCUCGUAUGCUCAUUCAUCGAGUACGAAUGUGAUGAAUGAAAGAUAUUUGAAAGUGGGCGACGUGAUUCGAAUUUUCCACAAAGAAUUAGAUGGCUAUUUGACUGUGAAUGAUCAGACAGGUCGUGUGAAAUUACUAAAAAAACCUGUGAAUAUGCUUGAAUCGGGCUUUAAUAAGGAUGAUUUGGACAUGACCUCUCGACAAAAUUCGUCAAAUGUUUCAGGCAGUGGCUCCAAUGGUAGCGAUCAUGCUUCUUCCUCCUCAGGAAAUAAUUACCUCACAGUUCAAACAUUAUGGAGAAUUGAAUAUUUGGAUCCAACUUGUUCCUCAAUUGUGAAAUGGUCGUCUCUCUUUCGUUUAAGACAUAUUGCCUCUGGUAAAUACAUGAUCAUUCGACCCAUUCGAGGAAUUACUCUAGAAACCGAUGAUACUAUUGAGGAGAGGUUCGAAAAAGAUUUAACUCUUUCCAAUGAUACAAGUGUGACAGUUCAAGCCACUCCUCGAAGAGGUUCCACCCUUCAUUCCAUGGCCACACCAAGAACGUCACGUGCUGGAGGAUUGGCUUCCAUGGUGCAAGACAAUUUAUGGACUGUUCAUGUUGAGAGUUAUGAUCACGUGUUAUCUCAAGAAUUUCUAUGCAGUAUUUUCCAAUUCACAGAUUCUACAGGUGGAAAAAAAAGACCUAGCUCUCAUUCCACCUAUCAGAGAGUGACUUGUACCACUAAAAUGUUUGAACAAGAUGUAUUCCAUUUCAGUAAGGUUUCACAGUCUGAAUUGGAUGACGUGUUGACAGUAUCGAGCUACAUUCCAAUUAUGACUUAUUUCAAGUCCAAGUUACACGAUGAUUUGAUCGAAAAGUCAGACAUCAAGCUCUACAUCAAUGUCCUCUCGAGUGCUAUUAGAUUUUGCACAAUAAGUGAAGAAACAGAUCCACUUGUGAGAAGUGGCAUUCCAGUAAGAAAUCGACAAAAUAUUAUCAAAGACAUGGGAAUUAUUUCUAUUGUUAUGGAUGUCAUUACCGUCUUGUUGAAAAAACACAUUACUAUUGAAGAUUUAGUAAUGAUCAACGAGAAGCCUGAAAAGUUAAUUUAUUUUGACAUUAUUCAAUAUUCAUUCCGUUUAGUGAGGCAAGCCGUGAUUGGAAACGAAUCAAAUGGUUUAUAUAUGGCUCAAUAUAUCAACUUUAUCCAGACUUUGAUUGAGCAUAGCAUUAGCGCGAGCGAGGCCUUGUUAGAAAUUCUCUCCAACAACUAUGCCUUGUUAAAUAUGAUCACCAAUGAUCAAAUUGAUUUCUUUGUCAAGUUACUCUAUGACAUCCCAACAAGCGGUACACUUUCAAAAAUUUCUGCCUUAAAAGUAUCGAAGGGGCUCAAGAAAGCUGUUUACUUAUCCUUCUUGACCAGCUUAAUUAUUUGUGAAGGAAAAACAGUUUUCAAGAAUCAGAGAUAUAUCAGUGAUUUACUUUUUGUGACCUAUAAGGAUCACAUGAGAAAAGUUUUUAUCAUUCCAAAAAUUGGUUACAAUGGAAAGGUUGUAAUUGAAGUGAAUCAUGACGAAAUGGAUCUCAUUAGUUUCACAAAAUCGGCAACCGAUACCAAUUAUCCUGGAUAUUCGAGACCCAACUAUGAACAACUUAUCUUUUUCCAAGAAGAAAUUAAAUUAUUUGCUGCAUUAUGUACAGGAAGAAACGAAGACAUUGAAAGUACGCGAAAAUCAGUAGUCUCACUCUUCAGCUAUGAAGUGGUGUGCAAAUGCAUUAGUGAGGAAAAAUUGACACCAGCAAUUCGAACUUCAUUUGUAAAAUUAUUAUUGCAAUGCUUUGUGGACACUGAAAAGAGAGAGACAAGACCUCUCGUUGAAUACACAAGAAAAAUUUCAGCGUUGCACCAAAAAUCACGUGACGAUGUUCCAUCCUCAGAAUUGAAAGAAGUCAAAGAAUUCUUACAGACUUUUUUGAGUGAUAAGGAGAAUUAUGAACUUGAUGUGGCGUUUGACAAGAAGGAUCACAACAUUUUUGUGCUGAGCUUAAUGACGCUCUGUAAGCGAAUGGUUGAAGUUGGUGUUUUAACAAUCGCAGAUUUUGAAGAAGGAUCUCUUGCCAAAGCAUUAUACGACACACUGCGAGGGGAUAAUGACAAGAAAAAUGGUGUUCCUCUCACUGAGGAAGAACAAAUUCUUCAAUCUGAAGAAAACAUUACCGUCAUGAAAAUUAAGGUCGAAAUUGCAAGCAUUUUUCACAUGUUGUUUGAUAUUCUGCUCGAUAAGAGAAUCACCAGUUUCUUACAAUUUUUCUGGAAAAAGUACAGAGAAGAAGAAAUUGAAACUGUUCUCAAGGAUUAUGAUUUUUAUUUGGUCGACACCAAAGAAGCUCAACAAAAAAGAAAGGAAUUUAAAACAGUUGUGCAAGACAUUGACUCGAAAGAGCAUCUCAUGUUACAAGAAGUGUUGAAACCAGAUUUGAUUUUUACUCGAAUGGACAAAUUCGAUAUUCAACUUUUAGCUUUAACUCGAUAUCACAACCAAGAGUUAGCCACCAUAUGCCUGAGUUUAUUGAUUAGAAAAUAUAGAGCAGCUCAAGAACUGUCUGAAGCGUUACCUAAAAUUGAACUCAUUGUUUCAAGAGACAUGGCCAAGUCCUACGAUCAAAUGUCACAACGUAUUGCAGAUCUCAGAUCAGUAUUCGGUUAUGGACAAGGAAAUUACAUUGGCGUUCGAAGAAUCACAGAACAAGAAGAAAAGAAAGUUCUAAAAUCUCUCGAUGAAAUGACAAGCGAUCUUGUCAAAAAUGGCCAUCGAUCUCAAAGAAUUAUCAGAAAUUUAUCUGUUCAAGAUAUUAUCUUUUCCUUCCUUAAAAAAGAUUGGAUUGUCUCAUCUGAAAUUCAAGAAAAAGGAAUUGAAUUGUUAACUUCAUUCGUGAGCAAUAAUUCAGACAAUCAGAAAAUAUUAUUUCCACACAUGCAAUUCUUUAUGGAACUAUUAGGAGAAAAUCGAGUAUUGGAUGGAAAGAUUGUUCGACUCUUGUGUGAAAUGGUUAAAAAUAAUCGAGCUCUUUGUAGCACCAUUGAAGAAAAACACAUCGAGUCCUACAUUGAUGAAAUUGCACAACAGAGAUGUGCUUUCAUGUUAACAUUUUUGCAUGUUCUUUUAGGAACUACUGGUGGAAAUCCAAUCAAGCGUAAUCAAACACUUAUUACCAAGUAUCUCUUGGAGAGAAAGAAGGACGUCAUGGUCCUCUUCAAAGACGAAGAAGGUCUAAGAGAGCGUAACAAUCGUAUCAUGAAAGGAGAGCAUUAUACUGAACCAGAUGGAAUUUUGAAUUAUCACAUUGCCUUGCUUUAUUUAUUGGCAGCUCUUGCGGACGGUAAAAAUCGUGAAAGUGAACAAAAACUUCAAACACUCUUUUCGUAUGAAGAGUUAUUGGAACAAGCAUGUUCGCCAUACACAUUACCUGUUCUGAGAAAUCCUCUAAUGAAAGUGAUUGACGAAAUUUAUCUCAAUGUGGAAAAGCUUUCAGAUGACGAAUCUGGAACCAAGAGCAAAAUUAAUGUCAAUCACCCAUUAUUAUUCAAACUCUUUUCUAAAAUGAUUCGUGAGCUGGAAGUUCUUGAAAUCACCAACACAUUUGGAGUUGACACACCUCCUUCCACAAGUGCCAUGUCACCAACGCACACUCGAACUCCAACGACACCUAGCAAGUUUAUCAGUAAUCCAGCUGCUCUCCUAACGCCAAGCAAAACCAAGUUAACAACAACAAGUGCUAAAAGAAGUUCCAAAACUUACUCGACUGCUGUCACAAAAAUUACACCAAUGGAAGAGGAUCAAGAACUCUAUCGAGUCGAUAAUUACUACUUGUUUGAAGUAAUGAUUCCAUUUAUUAGAGAUUAUUUUCAUCUUCAUUUUCCUCCUCCAAAUGUUUCAAAAGAACAAUUGGAUAUUGCCGAAGAUUUGCUUCUUAAAAUUAUUGAUCUUCACAAGCAUACCAUCAAUCCAGAACAUCGUGAACGAGUUCACAAAUGCAUCACUGCCAUGUUAAAAAAGAGUAUGACUUCUACAAGUCAACGCGCCAUUUCACACUUCUUGUCCAGUAAGGCGUCAAAGGCCAAAAUUCAGAGAAGUCGAAUUCAAACAACUGCAAGUACUGAAAAAGAUGAAAGAAUUCAUGAGACCUACAAGAAAUAUUUGAACACUAGAAUUAUUUCGAAAAUAUUGAAACGAAGUAAUUUUACUGAUUUGGGAUUGCUCUUCUCAAAAUAUGAUGGAUUCAUUAAGGUUCUUGUGAACGUUUUAUUGGAAUUGAAUACUUUAGGUUUUAACAAUACGAAUUUACAAGUUGGAUUGUUUGGCAUGGAAAUUCUGAAAAAUAUUGUCGCUCAACAACACACUGGAUCGAUCUCCAAGUUGGAUUUGGUUGAAAAAAAUGUUCCAGAAGUAGUGAUUGAACUCAUUAAGAGUCCUCAUCAUCGUAUUGUGAAAUCCACAAUUGAACUUGCAAUUUUAAUUCUCAGCGAAGGUGACAUUCAAGUCCAACACCGAAUGAACAAGUUAUUGACCGAAAGUGACUCUUCAGACUUCUUCACAUCCGUUCGAGAUCGAAUUCGUUUAUCCAAACUUGAAAUUAAGGAACGUAAAAACUAUCUGAAAAAGAAGAGAGAAAAAGAAUUUGCACUCUCCAAUCAAAGACAGGCUAAAAAAGAAGACACUACUCAAGAAAUGGAUGGAUCAAGUAACGCGAAUGAAGAUUUUGUUGAAAAAGGAUUUAUUUUCAACAUGAUGGAAUUUUUGAGACUUCUCUGUGAAGGUCACAACACACAAAAUCAGUUACUUCUUCAACAUCAACCUAGAAACAGAACUAGCAUUGAUUUAAUUUCCGAAAUUGUUGAUUAUCUAGUUGCUUUGGAAAAGAAACUCGAUUCUGACAAUGUCGACAUUGCAGUUCAAGGUUUCAAAACUUUGAUUGAAUUUGUUCAAGGACCAGCAGUGUUCAAUCAAGAUCUUGUUGGAACUUCUCGCAAAAUUUAUCCACGUCUCAUUAACGAAAUUAUGUCAAAGUCAUACGAUGACAGCAAGUUGACAAAACAACAAGAAUUAGAAUUGAAGAAACAAAUUACCUUGUUGCUUAUUUCCCUAUUAGAAGGAAGAAACAAAAUAACUCUAGAAUUUAUGAAAGCUUCCAUUCAUUUGGAUGAUUUUGAAAAUUUACUCUUGUACAUUUCUCGAUUAUUUCAAUCUCUUUCUGGAACCAAUAACGACCAUGACGAUUGUGAAGAGUUAAUCGAACUUCAAAAACGAAUGAGAAGAGAUUUUGGAACGCACUAUCUCUAUAACUUUGAUCGUUCUUCGAAAAAUCCCAUUCUUGUCGACGACUAUAUGGAAUCCAAUAUGGAAAUUCUUCGAGUUCAGUUCGAAGAUUUAGGAAUGCAUAUUUUCUUCCUUCUCUCCAUGCUCAAAGACAGUGAAAAUGAACUUCUCGGUAAAGCGAAUACCUCCUUUUCCACCAUGGUUCCAACCAUGGACGAAGAAUAUCGAAAACGUCGAGUCAGUAACUUUUUCCAAAAUUAUUCAAAAGAAGUUUUCUUUUUCCAACAACGUUCUGGAAGUAUUGAAGUGUUGAGAGGCAAUUCCAUUGAAAAAGUUUACUUCCCCAAACCCAGUAUUUGUAAUAACAUUAUUGAUAAGGCAAGAAGUAAUUAUGUGCAAUCGCUUCAUGUGAUGACACCUCAAGAAAAGGUCAGAAAAUUAUAUAAUGACACAUUUAGUCGAUUUUAUGUGGAAAUGUGCCAUUAUGAGAAUAUGAAAAAUCAACAAGUCAUUCCACGUGCUCAUUCGGAUGCAAAUGCAAGUGAUGAAGAAGAUGAAAGUGAUAGUAUUGAAGAAAAUUUUAAUGAAACUGGAGUACUCAUUCCAUCCAUGUCACAUGUCACAGCAAAAGUGCUGCAAAAAAAGAGAAAAAAGAAAAAGACAAACGAAACAAAAACAGCAACUUGGGAGUACAUUGCAAAUUAUUGGGACUAUUUUAGAUUUGCAUUAUUUUUCCUCUCUGUUGCUAUUAAUAUUAUUUUAUUAGCUUCCUAUAAGAGAAUUUAUGCUACUGACACUGUUUCUGGAAUUCCAGUGCCAGGUGACACUUUUGACAUUUUUUCCAGACCCAAAACGACAGCCCCAAGAAGUUUAGCGAGUGAUACUGUGUUAGUUAUAUUUGGAGUGAUUCAGUUGAUUUAUUUAGUGUGCCUCUUCAUUAUUUAUGCAAAAUUGUUCUUAACAUUGGAAGUUAAAAAGAGAUUUAAAUUGAAGAGAAAUGAGACAUGGGAUUCCAUUCCUGUGAAUCGCGAUUUUAUUGUGAAGUGCUUUAUUUACACAUUGAAGGACUCUCAGAUUUGGUUUUUUACGACUUAUAUUAUAGUGUCUGUGUUAGGAUUAUUAAUUCAUCCCAUCUGUUAUUCCAUUCAACUAUUUGAAUGCGUAUUUUUAUUCAAAUCAUUGACCGACGUGUUGAAAUCCGUCACUACUAAUUGGAAGAGAUUAUUUUUCACAGGCAUGCUCUUGUCGAUUGCAUUAUUCUUCUUUGGUACGCUGUACUUUACAUUCUUCUCAAACGAUUUUGUGACAUCCAAAACCAGUGCCAAAACAUGUGAAGACAUGUUGAGCUGUUAUGUGACCAUGUUGGAUUAUGGAUUUAGAGGUGAGAGUUUCUGGGAAGAUAUUUAUCCGGUGAAUAAUAGUGUUCAGAGGGCAAUUCUUGAUUUGGCAUUUCUCUUGUUAGUCGUCGUGUUGUUGACCAACGUUGUGUUUGGUGUCAUUCUUGACUCAUUCGAAGUUCUCAGAAAUGAACGAGAAGACAGAAAGAAGGACAUUAAGGAUCGAUGUUUUAUUUGUGGAUUGGAAAGAACAAAAUUCGAUACAAAAGCAAACGAAGGCAUCACAUUUGAAAAGCAUGUGAAAGAAGAGCACUAUUUGUGGAAUUAUGUCUAUUUUCUAAUUUAUCUCUAUCAAAAGCCAAUUACAGAAUAUACAGGAACAGAGCAAUACAUUUACGAAAGAUGUGAGGACAAUGAUGACAUUAAUAGUUUCUUCCCGAUAUUCAGAUCGCUCUCUUUAGAACAAUCCGAACAUUUACAGCAAACCUUAAAAUCAGCAGCUGUGACAGCCACAAAGGUCGAUCUAUCCACAAUGGAUGCAUCGAAAAAAGUAGGAACCAGAUAG
Naegleria fowleri is the source of this 8406-nucleotide messenger RNA. RefSeq lists its product as uncharacterized. NCBI's taxonomy places the organism in Eukaryota, Heterolobosea, Eutetramitea, Acrasida, Naegleriidae. Gene Ontology annotation, cellular component: membrane. The coding region runs from base 1 to 8406 and encodes 2801 amino acids. The record is from RefSeq and is a predicted model, not a curated record. Gene Ontology annotation, biological process: calcium ion transmembrane transport. Gene Ontology annotation, molecular function: calcium channel activity. The transcript has 3 exons.